This is a messenger RNA of Populus nigra (black poplar), 1126 nucleotides long. Its product is annotated as wall-associated receptor kinase-like 2. Gene Ontology annotation, molecular function: ATP binding; protein serine/threonine kinase activity. The transcript has a single exon. NCBI's taxonomy places the organism in Eukaryota, Viridiplantae, Streptophyta, Magnoliopsida, Malpighiales, Salicaceae. The record is from RefSeq and is a predicted model, not a curated record. The coding region runs from base 97 to 1005 and encodes 302 amino acids. Gene Ontology annotation, biological process: protein phosphorylation; cell surface receptor signaling pathway. Gene Ontology annotation, cellular component: plasma membrane.
AAAAUAUUCAGUUCAAAUGAGUUGGAAAAGGCGACCGACUAUUUUAAUGAGAACAGAAUACUUGGUCAUGGCGGCCAAGGCACCGUUUACAAGGGAAUGUUAGCUGAUGGGAGUAUUGUUGCAGUUAAGAAGUCUACAAUAGUGGAUGAAGAAAAACUAGAAGAAUUCAUCAACGAGGUUGUCAUUCUUUCACAAAUCAAUCACAGAAAUAUGGUUAGGCUACUUGGCUGUUGCCUGGAGACUGAUGUUCCUCUGCUAGUCUAUGAAUUCAUUCCCAAUGGAACUCUUUCCCAAUAUCUCCAUGAGCAAAACGAGGACUUUACGUUAUCAUGGGAAUCGCGGUUACGAAUCGCCUCGGAAGCUGCAGGUGCGAUAUCCUAUCUUCACUCGACAGCAUCUAUCCCGAUUUACCACCGAGACAUUAAGUCCACAAACAUACUCUUAGAUGAGAAAUAUAGAGCAAAAGUUGCAGAUUUCGGAACGUCAAGAUCAGUUUCCAUUGAUCAAACUCAUCUGACCACCAAGGUACAAGGUACUUUUGGUUACUUAGAUCCAGAGUAUUUUCGAACCAGUCAAUUAACAGCAAAGAGUGAUGUUUAUAGUUUUGGAGUAGUUCUCGUCGAGCUCUUAAGUGGGAAAAAACCAAUUUUCUUAACCCAUUCACUGAAAACCAUGAGCCUAGCCCAACAUUUCAUUGAAUUGAUGGAAGAUAGUAGACUCUUUGAUAUCAUUGAUGCUCAGGUUAAGGGGGAUUGCACUGAAGAGGAAGCCAUAGUUAUAGCGAAUCUUGCAAAGAGAUGUUUGAAUAUGAACGGAAGAAACCGGCCACCAAUGAGAGAAGUUGCAAUGGAAUUGGAGGGGAUUCUAUUAUCACGUAAUGGUAUCAAUAUUCAACAAAUGGUUGAAGUGGAUAAUUCAUCUAGGUCGAUUUCCUGCAGCAGUUUCGAGACUGGUAUAGAUAUACCAUUAGAUUGCAAGCUGUUGACUUCUUCUCAAACAUGGUGAGCUAGCGAUUAAGAAAAUAUAUCACAAAUCAUAUGUUUCUUUUUUGUUUUUAACACUUGUACGAGGGUUGCUGAUUGAAUAAAAACUUAUAAUUGUAUUGUGGUCCAUAUGUUUUAGCACA